CUUCUUCACACCUCUUAUUGAAUUGCACCAUGGCCAUCAAAGGGGUGGAUUGUCGGCCGGGCUACACAUCCGAGAGAUGCGCUCGCUCGGCGGCUGCAACCGAGCCCCGUCCACUUCCACUGCGGGAACUGCUUCCGAACCAUGCCAAAGCAUUCAUAUAUAGUUCCAAAACGGAUUCAGUUUGAUUCAGUCUUCCAGGUCAUUCUUAAGAAAGAUCGAAGAAGCAGAAUGUCGAACAAGCUUGUCCCCCUCACCGUCAUCAAAGGCGCCGGCCACGAGUUCAUCCCUCUCCCCGCGGGCCAGAACGCCACGACAGCCGAUUUCCACUCCAUCCGCACCCAGACGGCCGACUCUCCCUCCUACUUCACUUCGGGAUUCUACAAGAUCGAGGCGGGCCCCCACCGACCCGCGCACUAUGCUUUCGAGGAGACCAAGUAUGUCUUGAGUGGGCAGAUCGAUGUUUUGGAUGAGGCAACCGGAAUCACCCACCAUCUAGUCCCCGGUGACUUUGCAUUCUUCCACGUCGGCUCCAAAGUUCAGUUCUCGACCAAGUCCCACGGAUUUGCCUUUUAUGCUGUCACUCGACCCGUUCGGUCCCCGCACCCUAACCUUGUCGGCCGAGAGGAGGAUAAAGCCCGGCUGUGA
Aspergillus japonicus CBS 114.51 is the source of this 645-nucleotide messenger RNA. RefSeq lists its product as uncharacterized. The record is from RefSeq and is a predicted model, not a curated record. Bases 142 to 645 code for a protein of 167 amino acids. Lineage: Eukaryota; Fungi; Ascomycota; Eurotiomycetes; Eurotiales; Aspergillaceae. The transcript has 4 exons.